This is a messenger RNA of Mytilus californianus (California mussel), 2182 nucleotides long. RefSeq lists its product as uncharacterized. Gene Ontology annotation, molecular function: DNA binding. The record is from RefSeq and is a predicted model, not a curated record. NCBI's taxonomy places the organism in Eukaryota, Metazoa, Mollusca, Bivalvia, Mytilida, Mytilidae. Gene Ontology annotation, cellular component: nucleus. The coding region runs from base 153 to 2126 and encodes 657 amino acids. The transcript has a single exon.
UUCUUCUUUCUGUUUUUUAAACACAAAUGGGUCAGUAUAAUUAAUAACUUUUUGUAUUAUAUUUGUAGAUCAAUCAAGUUCAUCAACCAGGGGGGAAAGCCAAAUACAGGACCUAUUCUCCAACUGCAUUAACACGUGCAUAUUCAGCAAUAAUGGUUGAUAAACUAUCUAUCCGUAGAGCUUCAAAGUCUUAUGGUGUACCAUUUCAAACUCUUAGGGAUAGGGUAACUGGAAAUGUAGAUCCUGAGUGUUGUACAAUGGGCAGUGCACCUUUUUUUACAUUAGAUGAAGAAAGCCGGUUGGUGAUACAUUUGAAGGAAAUGGCUCAACUUGGAUAUGGAUAUAACCGACAGGAAGUUGUGGAUAUAGCAACUGACUAUGCAGUAAUGCUUGACAAGAAAACUAAAAUUGAUAAACCUCUAACUCUUACCUGGUUCUACGGAAUGCUUGGAAGAUGGCCAGAUCUCAAAGUUGUAAAACCAAGGGCAUUGGAAGUUGCUAGAGCAAAAGCUGCCAACAAGGAGAACAUUACGAAAUACUUCAAUGAACUCGAGAAAGCCCUACUUAAAUAUGAUCUAAUGGACAAACCCCAUUUGAUUUAUAAUGUUGAUGAGAAGGGUGUAACCAUCAACCACAAUCCAUCAAAGGUAGUGUCAGGAGUGGAGACAUCAUCACAGGAGGUUACAUCUGGAAAGGGUGACACUGUGACUAUCUUGGGGUGUGGAAAUGCAAUUGGCAAUGCAUUACCCCCUUACUUUGUCUUCCCAGGACAGAGAAUGAAUGAUCAGUUGCUAGAGGGGUCUACACCAGGAACAGUUGGCACUGUCUCUAAGACGGGUUGGUCUAAUUCAGAACUAUUCAUGGAUUUCCUCAGCAAUCAUUUCAAGAAAUUUGUUCCAGGUAAUGGGCAUGUGAUGUUAUUGUUAGAUGGACAUAAAUCUCAUGUUGCUGUUAGCACAAUUGAAUGGGCAAGGCGUCAUAACAUUGUUAUACAGUUACUUCCAGCACACACCAGCCAUCUUUUGCAACCGUUGGAUGUAGGUUGUUAUGGUCCUCUGCAAAAUAUAUACAACAGCCUUUGUCACAGAACUAUCAGAACAAAACAAUGUGCACUAACUCGUUAUGAUGUUUGUAGCAUGGCAUGCAAAGCUUACGGAAAUGCCUUAUCAGCCAGUAAUUUGCAGUCAGCUUUUAGAAAAACAGGAAUUUAUCCGUUCACAAAAGACAUUAUCAAUGACUUACCACUGACACCAUCAGAGGCAUUUAUAAGUGACAUUGAAAACCAUCAUGAGAACACUGUACUAGAGACUGUAGAAGCUGUUAACAGUGCGGUAGUUGUGAGAGAGAAUGAGAAUGACAGUGUGGUGAGUGAAAGAGAGGAAGUUGAGAGUAAUAAGGAGAAUGUGGGUGUUCUGAGGGAAGGAGAGAUUGGUUUGGAGGUAGCUAGGAGUGUUGUGAGUGAUAGAGAGGAAGUUGAGAGUGACAAGGAGAAUGAAAGUGUUGUGAGUGUGAGUGGUAGAAUGAUAGAUGUAGUUGGAAGAGAUGAAGGGAGUAAGAGUGAUUUUUUUGUAAAGAAGGUAGUGGCAAUGAAAAGAGUAAAAGGGGAGAAAAAAAAGAAGAGGAAUGUGUUAAGCAGGGUUAUUAAUGGAAAGACUGUGACGGAGGAUGAUGUGUUAGAGAGGGUAAAAGAGCAUGUGAGUAAGAAUCCUGGGAAGAAAGCAAGUGAUAGUAGUGUGAAUAAAAGCUGUGCAAAAAGUAGUAAGAAAGGCCAGAAUGGAUCUGUGGGGUGUAAGAGGAAGAGAGAGCAAGAGAAGAAAAAAAUUGUAAAAUGUAGCAAGAGUGAUUCACAGAAGCCAGGAACGAGUGGAGUGGGUAAAUGUGUAAGUGAUUGGGCAAUAGACAGUGAGAGUGAGAGUGAGUCUGAAAUAAGAGAGGAUGAAAAGUGCUGUGUAUGUAAGAAGUUUGUUCCAGAGCAGGUGAGACAGAGUAGUAGUUUGAUAUUUACUAAGUGGGCACAAUGUGAGAAGUGUGAGAGGUGGGUGCAUCUUAUUUAUUGUACAAAAGUGAGAGUUAUUAGAAGGGGUGACAGUUUCAUGUGUGUGUUUUGUGAGAAAGGUGUAGAGUAAUUGGUAAAUAAAAAUAAAAAUCAUUUUCUGAUUCAUUAUUGUACUUAUUUAACAAA